This is a messenger RNA of Cuscuta epithymum, 2879 nucleotides long. The record is from the annotation of a GenBank genome assembly. NCBI's taxonomy places the organism in Eukaryota, Viridiplantae, Streptophyta, Magnoliopsida, Solanales, Convolvulaceae.
CUUUUCUAUAACAACCAUGGAGACUAAUAACAAAGGAAGGUAAUAACCCCAUUGUUGUGUGGGGAGAGUGGUGCCAACACACGCUUGCAACAAUUCAUUUCUCUGCUUCCGAUUAUCUCAUAGUACUUGGAUUCAUCUUCUCAAGAGCUUAGUUGCUGCUGACAGAAUGGGGUUAGGGCUAUUAGCUUCACGCCUGAUCAGAACCCGAGCAGCAAACCCUAGAGAUCAUUACCUUCUCCUCCGUUCUAUUGUAACCAAACCUGAACUCCAAUCCCCAGAAUCAUCGGCGGCAGCUGCAGCACCACAGCCAGAACCAGAUCCUUUACCUCCUCGGACACCGGUCGGAGGCGCGCGGGUCCACUUUCCCAACCCCGAGGACGCCAUAGAAGUGUUUGUCGAUGGAUAUCCGGUGAAAAUCCCCAAGGGAAUGACGGUGUUACAGGCUUGUGAAGUUGCAGGUGUGGACAUUCCUAGAUUCUGUUACCACAAUAGACUUUCAAUCGCCGGAAAUUGCCGUAUGUGUCUUGUUGAAGUUGAGAAAUCUCCAAAGCCUGUCGCUUCUUGUGCUAUGCCAGCUCUUCCCGGUCAGUAUAUAGUUGUUUUUUCAAUGUUUAGUUUAGAUAUCUGCAUUUGUUGUUAUCUUCGCUCUUCUAGUGUUGAAAAUACAGGGUUUUGUUUAUUUAGGUAUGAAAAUUAAGACUGACACGCCCGUGGCUAAGAAGGCACGUGAAGGAGUGAUGGAGUUUUUGCUGAUGAAUCAUCCAUUGGAUUGUCCAAUUUGUGAUCAAGGUGGAGAGUGUGAUCUUCAGGAUCAGUCCAUGGCUUUUGGAUCUGAUCGUGGCCGUUUCACUGAAAUUAAGCGUUCUGUGGUUGAUAAGAAUCUUGGGCCUUUGGUGAAGACCGUCAUGACUCGGUGCAUUCAAUGCACAAGAUGUGUCAGGUUUGCGACAGAAAUCGCUGGAGUCCAGGAUCUGGGCAUGCUAGGUCGUGGCAGCGGAGAAGAAAUUGGGACUUAUGUCGAAAAGCUCAUGACCAGUGAACUUUCUGGAAAUGUUAUAGAUAUUUGUCCUGUUGGAGCCCUUACUUCAAAGCCUUUUGCAUUUAAAGCCCGAAACUGGGAGUUGAAAGGUACAGAGAGCAUUGAUGUCACUGAUGCAGUGGGAUCAAACAUCCGAAUAGACAGCAGAGGGCCAGAGGUCAUGCGUAUUCUUCCACGACUGAACGAGGACAUAAAUGAAGAAUGGAUAUCAGAUAAGACUCGCUUUUGCUAUGAUGGUUUGAAGAGGCAGAGGAUAAACGACCCCAUGAUUCGUGGAGCUGAUGGACGUUUCAAAGCUGUGAGCUGGCGUGAUGCCUUAACUGAAGUUGCAGAGGUUAUCCGUCAAGUAAAACCAGAGGAGAUUGUCGGAAUUGCUGGAAAGCUGUCCGAUGCUGAAUCAAUGAUAGCUCUGAAAGAUUUCUUAAACAGAAUGGGUUCAAAUAAUGUGUGGUGUGAGGGAAGUGGCCCAAGCCCCAAUGCUGAUCUACGAUCCAGAUACAUCAUGAAUAGCACCAUAAGUGGUCUUGAGAAGGCCGAUGUAUUCCUUUUGGUUGGCACCCAGCCAAGGGUAGAAGCUGCCAUGGUAAAUGCAAGAAUCCGCAAGACAGUUCGUGCAACCAAUGCAAAGGUAGGUUACGUUGGCCCACCCACUGAUUUCAACUAUGACUGUCAGCAUCUUGGCACUGGCCCUGAAACUCUUCUUGAGCUGGCUGAGGGCCGCCACCCCCUUUUUCUCAACAAUCUCAAAUGCCAAAAACCCAGCAAUUAUUGUUGGUGCUGGAAUCUUUGAGAGGAGUGACAAUGAUGCUGUUUUCUCCGCAGUGGAGGCCAUUGCAAAGAAGGCAGGGAAUGUUGUGCGGCCUGAUUGGAUCGGGUUUAAUGUAUUGCUCGUCAAUGCUGCCCAAGCUGCUGCCCUAGACCUUGGACUUGUACCAGAAUCCAGCGAGAGUGUGGGAUCCUCUAAGUUUGUGUAUCUGAUGGGCGCUGAUGAUGUGAACCUGGACAAGAUACCGAGCGAUGCCUUUGUGGUCUACCAGGGGCACCAUGGGGACCGCGGCGUGUAUCGUGCUAAUGUCAUUUUGCCUGCAGCAGCAUUCAGUGAAAAGGAAGGGACUUACGCUAACACUGAGGGGUGUGCACAACAGACCUUGCCUGCAGUCCCAACAGUUGGUGAUGCCAGGGAAGAUUGGAAGAUUAUUCGAGCUCUCUCUGAGGUAGCAGGGGCACGUUUGCCCUAUGAUUCACUUGGGGCCGUGAGAUCCCGCAUUAGUACUGUAGCUCCAAAUCUCUUGAGCUUAGACGAGAGAGAGCCUGCCACAUUUUGGCCAUCCUUGGAAUCGGAUUUCACUAACAAACUGGGUAAAACUACUCCAUUCAAGCCUGCAAUUGACAACUUUUACAUGACUGAUUCCAUCACCAGGGCUUCAAAGAUAAUGGCACAAUGCAGUGCACUUCUAUUGCAAAAGUGAGUGCUGGAUUAUUUGGAGCCUUUUUUAUUUAUUAAAUCAAUUGCAGAUUGAAUUUCCUUUUAAUCUUCAUUAAGCUAUGUGAUGUCCUGGGCAUGGGCGUAAGUUGUGGAACAAUCGGAAUACAUCUAAUAAAUAAUUUAGGUUCUUGUUUCUCUGUAAUCUCUGCACAAAUGUAAAAGCAUUUUCGAUGUAACCCUUUGUUGUAUUUUUUUGGACUUGAUAAUUUGUUUUCACAUGUUUUGCUCAAUUUUUAGAAAAGGGGUAAAGAAACAAGUAUACCCUUAUAUUAUGUAUGACAUAUAUGCCCCUGUUCUAUUUUUUGGAACAAUAAACUGAUAAAAUAGAAUUUUUGGUCUAAAAUUACACCUCUA